CUCGUGUGUUGGUUUGGAUUUGAGUGCCUGCUGAUUUUGUAAUGAACGAGGGGUGUUGCUGUCGUUAAUUAUCGGUAUUAUUAUUUGGAACAGAAACGUGUGUGUAUAUAUUAGUUUUCAAGAGGUUCUGCCUUUCUCUAUUGUCUUCAAGACGGUACGUUAUGGGUGAGCCUUCAGCGUCGUCGUUCGCAUCACUGAAGGAAGAAGUCACAUAUUGGAAAGAAGUGGCUGCCAAACAUCAACAGAGUGCUCAAGACGCACAGGACGAGCUGCAGGAGUUCCAGCAGAUGAGCCGAGAUUACGAGACGGAGCUCGAGACUGAGCUAAAACAGUGCGAAGCCCGCAACAGGGAACUGCAAUCCAACAAUGAACGCCUGCGCUCUGAACUUGACACCAUCAAGGAAAAGUUUGAGGUUCAGCAUUCGGAUUCAUUUCGGCAAAUGUCGAGGUUGGAGGAUGAGCUUGCAGAGACCACAGCUGUACGGGACCACCUGCAGAAGUACAUAAGAGAGCUGGAGCAGUCUAAUGACGACUUGGAGCGAGCCAAGAGGGCCACGAUCAUGUCUUUGGAGGACUUUGAGCUGCGGAUGAACCAUGUGAUCGAGAGGAACGCCUUCCUGGAGAGCGAGCUGGACGAGAAGGAGAAUCUGCUCGAGUCGGUACAGAGGCUAAAAGACGAAGCCAGAGAUCUAAAGCAGGAGCUGGCCGUGAAGCAGAAGCCUCCCCUGAGUGUCUCCAAGGGAGACGCAGACAAGUCGGAGGCGCCAUCGUCACAACUUCCUGGCCGUCCCUUCAUCCCGAGCACACCAGCCAACCCCUUGAGCUCUUUCUGCACUCCCUCAACAGCCUAUAGAGGUGUAUCCAUGACGGGCACGCCUCUCACCACAUCGGCUCGUAUCUCUGCCCUCAACAUUGUUGGAGAGCUGCUCAGGAAAGUGGGGAACCUAGAAUCCAAGCUGGCUUCCUGUCGAGACUUUGUGUUUGACACGUCGACCGGCAGACCAGCGCUCCCUCCCGGCACCGCCUCUCCCGCCACGCUCAGAGACCACCACGACGUCAACUCCCCCAGCCAAACUCAGCACUCAGGUUUGGUGAAGCGUCUGGAGUUUGGGCCAGCGCCAGCACACACCGCUCCAUCGCCUGUGCAGUCUCCGCAGGCAGGGGUGAAGAUGCUCCUGUAGGAGCUACUAUUACCACACUACCUCACAUACUUAUCAAACAUCCCUGUGGGGCUCUUUUUUAUUUGUUUGUUUGUUGUUUUUUUGUGUUUGUUUUAGGCUGCAGGUUAUUCUAUGUAGUUCCUCCCGUCCUUGCCUCCAGCCGUGUGAAAAGUUUCAAUUUUUAUACCUAAUUUUAAUAUCAACGACAGAAACAUUAUUCAUAAGUUGUUCACUCAUUUGCAACUGCGAUGAGGGGCUAAGUACCAGAAAAGCUACAUUUCGCGACUUCAUGCAAGGAGGCACAAGGCCAGAGUAAAGGACGGGAUGUACUACAAUGAUUUCCAGUCUAAAUGUCUCUGUGUUUUCCUCCUGCGUACCUCAUAACAUUACUUCCUUUCGAAGUAUUUCAAAACCUGCUCGCUUGCUGCUUGCUUUUUUAUGACUGUCUACGAAAUUGUAGAGUAACCAGCAUCCAGCUAUCCAUCCCUUCUUUUUACCAAGUUUUUUUUCGAGUUUGUUGUGUGUUCGUCUGUUCGCGGUGCGUGUUUGUUACUGUCCACCAGAGAGCGGAGGUGCGCUCUCUGAGUGCUUUUCUCGUUCUUUUCAUGUUAGCCAUGUUGUGUUAAGUAAGUGUUGGUGAGAAAUAAACUUAGCCGCCCUCAUGGAACCAAACUGAAAAAAUACUCUUACAACUGCUAAACCCUUCAUACGUACAUGCUAAAACCAGCUUUGUAUCUUUUUUUGUAGUCUUUGUCUUGAAAGAGAAGUUCUUCCUAUGGAAAAGCAAUAUUCUCCCGUUUGUCCUUAUUCAUCAUUUUCACCUCAUUUGACCCGUCUUUGGGUGUCUGUGUGGGCCAAUAGCUCUCUCUGUUUCCCAAAUGGGGACAAGAGGCUUGUCAGGGAGUCUGUAUCAACAUCACUCCUUCAUAGUGGGUGGAUUCCAAUAUGCGGACUCCUGUCCUCCCUCGCUCACUUGCCUACUUGUGACCUCAUGAUGACGUCACAGACGACUAGGGCUGGGUAUCGCAGCCAUGUUCCUGUAUCGAUUCGAUUUCUAUUCUUAGGGCUUUGAAUCGAUAAAUCACGAUUCGAUUCAUUCCGAAUCGAUUCAAUCCGUUCCCUUCUUGGUGCCAGGAUUUCCCCCAAAAGAUGCUGUUGCCUAUUUUUAUAUAAUAAUGGCUUGACAGUGUUAACAGAUUGCUACUUUGUAAUAAGUAGGCCUAGGCCUAAUUGACUAAUAUCUACUGUGUAUUUUCCAUAGACCUAAAAUUAAACAAAAAGAAGAAGAACCAAAAAAAUCGAUUUUGUGCCCUGUGAAUCGAUGAUGUGAAUUUCGAUUCGAUUCGAUCGAUUAUCAAUUAACUCGAUUAUUUUACCCAGCCCUACAGACGACAGAAAAUUAAUUCAAUAUCUUGCAAAAGCGCACUUCUAAUGUCAUUUUCAUAUUUGCAAUUGGGAUGGUGAAUGAAGAACAGUCCCCCAAAAGUUGUUGUGGCUAGGUUGACGGUGGGGAAACUUAAUCGUUUACUCCAUGGAGGCGGGGCGUCAGCAAAACGCGAGGCCACAAGCAAAAAGGGAGGACGGAAGUCCGCAUAUUGGAAUGCACCUACAGUCCUGAGUCAUUGUUGCCUGGAGACUCGACGCCAUUGAGGUCAGAAAGUUAGAAAACAAAGGACAAAAGAGGGAGAUGGUGUAUGUGGAAGCAUAUUCCAAUUGACCUGGUUUUACCAGGACGCCGUGAUGAGCAGCCUGCAUUCAUAAGCUUACCAUCCAGUGCCACAUGCUUGAGAGACCCCUGAAUUAGGGCAAUCACCUGGCUGAAUUGGACAGGUAAGCCCAGGUCGUCUAGCACUAUAGCUGUAUGUCUAUGACUGUAGCGUCUGAAUCCAGGCUGCCCAUUGCUGCGUAGAAGCAGGUCUACACGUGGUGCUUGAUUCCUCCACCUUCCCUUGAUUUGUUCUUUGUGAAGGGCGACACCAAGUCAGCAGGAAACGGCUAGAGCAAUGAUAUUGAUACGGACUCUGGAGUCUUUAGCUGUUAGCCUUUUAGCCACUGCUGCCUUUGACUGAGAUAUCUUGACGUCUGUUCAGUACAAUAGGACGCUUUCGCUGUGAGCCACGCGCAACCCAGCUUUCCAUCAGCGCAGUGGCGGAACUACUGCACACAGCAGGGCCCCAGGGCUAAACACUGACCGGGCCCCCCAUAUGGCCUGCAAAGGUCAUAAUGGGGCCCCCACCACCAAUACGAGAGGGCUCGGGGCAAAUGCCCUCCUUGCCCCUCCCUGUUGCUCUGCCCCUGCAUAGUGAAGUCACUGAGCGUGAUGGCCGUCUGCGUUUCUGUGGUCUGCGUUUCGUUAGUAGCUGCUGUUGUAGACGGCUAUAUUUGCACUGCGACAUGAGACGUCACUUCGCUAUAGUGCUGUUUUUUAUAACGCGGCUGUUAGUUGCCCCGAGGUCUUACAGCAGGAUCUAGGUCAGAUUGUACGCUUUACAUAACUUUUUUUAUUGACGUUAAGAAAGCCUUUCAUCUACUUUGUCACAUGAUUUACACAGCCUUUUACUUCAAACUUUGUUUAAGAGUAUAGGCAAUUAAGAUUCAAUUGGUUGGACGACACAUUAGAGCUAUUUUGGCUGUCAAAUCUGGUCUUGCCACACUGCUUGGCUCCUCCAUAUCUAGUUUUAAACCUACAGUAGUGACGUACUAAAGGAGCAAUAACACAUGUGGUGGUUAUAUUCCUUCACUGUAUGUACUAAUAUAAACAUUUAAUCUGUAUGUCUUGAAUUGAUAUAUAUACAGGAGCUGCUGUAUUUUUUGCCACAUAAAAGGCAAUAGUAGAAAAUGCCAUUGCAGCCCAAAUAUGUCUUCUGAAGCUGGUGAUUGUUAACCGUUUUUAAAUGUGGUCAACUUGUUUGCCAGGUUAUAGAUUUAUAAUGUAGUAUUACACACUUAUGACAUUCACUGACAUAUCAGCUAGGUGUGUGUGUACAUCUCAAAGAAAAUGUCAUUUUGAGGAGGUACGGCAAAAAGAGUGGUGGUUCUACUGACUUGGAGGCCCUAGUGAGAUAUGGAUAUGGGGCCCCUCUUGAAUUAGUUUUGCUUGUAUUCACCACGGCAGGGCUGACUGUUGAGGGCCCUUACAGAGGGCAUGUUUUAGUGGGGCCUUGGGCAAUUGCCCAGUCUGCCUAUUGGUGAACCGGCUCUGGCAGAAAUAUGCACUACUUAGAGAAUUGUACGGGGCCCUUAAAAUGACAUGUGAGAGUAAAAAAAAACAAGGGUUUCUCGUGCCCACCAGAAACUACAGUUUUAGGUGUGCAUGCACAAGUUUCUGGUGGCCACGACAAAGUUUCUGGUGCGCACAAGAAACACUUGUGGGUUUUUUUACUCUCACAUGUCAUUUUAAGGGCUCGGUAGUAUUGAAAUAGCCUGUGUGUACAGUAUUAUAGAAAGAUUAGGCUUAAAGGUCAAGAUUGUGGUAUUAUUGGAGUAUGACAGUUUUUUUUUUAAUGAAAUUAUUCGUCAUCCACAACAUUGGAAGGUUUAAUUUUUUUUACACUUUCUCUGAACCAAGGUUGUAAAUGGUCAAACACGAAUGUUAUAAAGAGAGGUUUUUCAUCGGAUUUGCAUUCUUUUCCAGACUGUUCACAUGUUUUUGAGUGGCAUUUAAAGAGAUAUUAGUUCUGUUAGUUAUUGUCUGUUCUAGUCUAGUCUUAAGUUCAGUCAAAAACGACGACAUUACUUUGCUCCAUAGUGGUUUACCCUUUAUUUUGUUUAUUGCGCUGUCAUUUUACAGUGCAUUUUUUUUUUGUAACAAACAGCACAAGAAACCAGAGCGAUGGUUACAGGCCCAUAAUUUGCUGCCCAGCAUUGAAUUAUUUAUUGAGUAAAUACAUUUUUUUCUGUAUUGAUCAACUCUGAUGAUUUUGGAGUAAUGGGGUGAAAAAGUCACUGUGAGAUAUGAGAUGAGAGCAAUAUAUGCAACAGAAUAAGAGUGUGAUGUUGCAGUUGUUUUUGAUACUGUGCUUCUUUGUGUGGAGAAAUAGCAAUAAACAGAUAAUUAAA
This is a messenger RNA of Engraulis encrasicolus (European anchovy), 5219 nucleotides long. RefSeq names its product nuclear distribution protein nudE homolog 1-A-like. The transcript is spliced from 9 exons. The coding region runs from base 162 to 1181 and encodes 339 amino acids. The record is from RefSeq and is a predicted model, not a curated record. NCBI's taxonomy places the organism in Eukaryota, Metazoa, Chordata, Actinopteri, Clupeiformes, Engraulidae. Gene Ontology annotation, molecular function: microtubule binding. Gene Ontology annotation, biological process: mitotic centrosome separation; establishment of mitotic spindle orientation; chromosome segregation. Gene Ontology annotation, cellular component: centrosome; kinesin complex; kinetochore.